Messenger RNA from Oryctolagus cuniculus (rabbit), 2311 nucleotides. It is a transcript of the gene MTPAP, whose product is annotated as mitochondrial poly(A) polymerase. Lineage: Eukaryota; Metazoa; Chordata; Mammalia; Lagomorpha; Leporidae. The record is from RefSeq and is a predicted model, not a curated record. Gene Ontology annotation, biological process: RNA 3'-end processing. Gene Ontology annotation, molecular function: poly(A) RNA polymerase activity. Gene Ontology annotation, cellular component: mitochondrion.
GAAACCACAAUAAAAGACGGCCCAAGCCCUAUCUUCCCGGCUUCAGAACGCGAACGCGUUUUCGCUCGGUUUGACCCUCCAGGCUUCCUGUCUACGCCGUCCCAGCGCGCCUGCGCAGAAACCCUCUGCCCUUUCAUCUUGGCGCUUGGGCUGCCUGGACCAUGGCGGCCCGCAGCGUAGGGCUGCUGGCCCGGUCGCCCCUCUGCGCCCAGAGCAGAAGUCCCGUCCGGCUCGCCGCUGCCAGGCUCCUCAGCGGCGCAGGGCCUGUGGCCGCAGACGUCGGCAGAGAAGAGCAGCCACUGAGAGGCGCGGAGACAGGCUCUGAAGACAAGACUCCCAAAAAGCGAUUCUCGGAGGUGCAGGAGGAGAGACGGGAGCAGGCACAGCGGACCGUCUUAAUACAUUGUCCACAUAAAGUCAGCGAAAAGAAGUUUCUCAAGUAUUUGUCUCAGCACGGAGCCAUUAAUAACCAUUUCUUCUAUGAAAGCCUCGGCCUCUUUGCCGUGGUGGAGUUUGCCAGGAAGGAGAGCGUGGGCUCCCUGCAGAGCGGGACGCUCAUGCCGCAUGAGGCCGCGAUUCCCUUCCGGUCGCGGUUCCUCAGCCUGAAGCUGAAGAACGCGGGAGGCCAGCCCUCCGAGCCGCCCUCCGUGCGGGCCAGCCAGCAGCUGCCGCCUUCCAGCCAGAGGCUGCUGGAGCGCCUCUGUCGGGCAGAAAGCGUGGGUGAUCAGCUGGACACGCUGCUGCAGGAGCUGCAGCUGACGGAGGAGAACGUCAGGCUGCGCUACCUCACCUGCUCGCUCAUCGAGGACGUGGCCGCCGCCUACUUCCCGGACUGCACCGUCAGGCCCUUUGGCUCCUCGGUGAACACCUUUGGGAAGCUGGGGUGUGACCUGGACAUGUUUUUGGAUCUGGAUGAAAUUGGAAAGCGCAGCACUCCUAAGACCGUAGGGAAUUUUUUGCUGGAAUUUCAAGUGAAAAAUGUUCCUUCAGAAAGGAUCGCGACCCAGAAGAUCCUGUCGGUGAUCGGCGAGUGCCUGGACCACUUCGGCCCCGGCUGCGUGGGGGUGCAGAAGAUCCUCAAUGCUCGCUGCCCGCUCGUGCGCUUCUCCCACCAGGCAUCUGGCUUCCAGUGCGACCUGACCGCCAACAACAGGAUCGCCUUGAAAAGUUCGGAGCUCCUCUAUCUGUAUGGCGCCUUGGACUCCCGGGUGAGAGCCCUGGUGUUCAGCGUGCGGUGCUGGGCUCGCGCACACUCCCUGACGAGCAGCAUUCCUGGCGCCUGGAUCACGAAUUUCUCCCUCACCAUGAUGGUCAUCUUCUUUCUCCAGAGGAGGUCGCCUCCUAUUCUGCCGACGCUGGAGUCCCUGAAAGCCCUAGCCAGUGCAGAAGACAAAUGUGUAAUAGAAGGCAACAACUGUACGUUUGUGCGUGACUUGAACAAGAUUCAGCCGUCAAGAAACACAGAACCACUAGAAUUACUGCUGAAGGAAUUUUUUGAAUAUUUCGGCAAUUUCGCUUUCAAUAAAAACUCCAUAAAUAUUCGGCAGGGAAGGGAGCAGAACAAGCCCGACUCCUCUCCGCUGCACAUUCAGAAUCCUUUCGAAACUUCUCUCAACAUAAGCAGAAACGUGAGCCAGAGCCAGCUGCAGAAGUUUGUGGACCUGGCCCGAGAGAGCGCCUGGCUGCUGCAGCAGGACGGGGAGGGCGGCCCGGCCCCGGCCCCGCGGCAGCCCUGGGGGCUGGCAGCCCUGCUGCUGCCCUCCGUCAGGGAUAGCAGGUCUCUCUCCAAGAAGCAGAACAGGCGGCCUGCGAGCGAGAGGGUAAAAAGCUUGCUUGAAUCCAUCAAAGAGCACAACCCGGACAGCCCCACGGCCACUGACGGGAAAAGGACAAUGAGCACUCACGCAUGACCGCUGGCCGCCCCCUCCUUGAACUGGUUGUCCUGUGACGUUGUCUGUACCAUGGAGGAACUGGGGAACUCCACCAGCCACACUUCCAUGCCAGACCAUCUCCUGGCCUUCCCGGCGGCUCCCUCUGCCUGCUCUGCAGCCUGGGGCGUUGCGGCCCCCACCGGCCGGCUGCCCCCAGUCCCAGCCACAGCCACAGCCACGGAGCAGGGGGCAGAAGGUGGAGCACUCCUCGCAGGAUAAACCGUACGGAGGGAAUGGGAAGAAUGAUUUUAGGAUCAGACCGGUGUUGGUCUCCCCGGCAGGCCCUGUGGGGACGCAUUUAAAAGGACAUGCCCAGUUGUGCGCAGGCAUGAGCAGAGAUUGCGUAAUAAAACUGCCAGGUGUGGUGGUGGUCCUCUUGA